CUCCUCUCUGCUAAAACUUUGCUUUACAAAAUUACAAGCAAAAGAUAAAACUUGGACGACGAUAAUUAAUUGAUGAACAGAUCAUGAGAACUUGUCAAGAAAGCCAGAGAGAGCUCAACUAAUUGAAGAACAGAAGACGAACAGGAUGAGGAACUGAAUGAUAUGGUCCUGUCCUCUGUGUUUCCAUGGCUGAGAGACACACCGAUCACGACCUCUCGUCCUAGCCACCUUCAGAUUCACUAUAAGCCUCCCAAAACCUCUCGAUUUAAAACUACGUACGUUGUUAUUGCACGGAGUUCAUCAUUCAUGGCCUUCUCCGUAGAAACCUCGUCUCUUUUCCCUUACCCCCUAUCCGCAAACCCUAAGAAAGUCUCCCAAAAUACCCUAAUCCCAUUCUUUGUCAAGCCUUGCCUUCAACCCCACGUUUCCAAAACCCUAGGUUUCUCCGUUUCCCGCAGAAUACGCCCACUUUCCCCUGUUUUCUCGUCGUUAACACAAGUGGCCAACGAAGACGGAGAGGACAAGCUUCACGAAGAAUGUGGAGUUGUCGGAAUCUACGGGGACCCUGAAGCUUCCCGUCUCUCUUACCUGGCUCUUCACGCGCUGCAACACCGCGGCCAAGAAGGAGCAGGAAUCGUAACCGUUAAUCAGAACGGUCUCGAAUCAAUCACAGGCGUCGGAUUAGUCUCGGACGUGUUUACCGAGUCGAAACUAAACAGUCUUCCUGGCGAUAUAGCGAUAGGCCAUGUCCGGUACUCAACUUCCGGAGCCUCAAUGCUCAAGAAUGUUCAGCCUUUCAUCGCUAGCUGCAAACUAGGAUCACUCGCAGUGGCGCACAAUGGUAAUUUCGUUAAUUACAAGCAACUGAAGACAGAGCUCGAGGAGAAGGGUUCGAUCUUCAUCACAAGUUCCGAUACUGAGCUCGUUCUUCACCUGAUCGCCAAAUCUAAGGCCAAGACGUUCCUUUUGAGGAUAAUCGACGCUUGCGAGAAGCUUCGGGGUGCUUACUCGAUGGUUUUCGUAUUUGAAGACAAGCUAAUAGCCGUCCGUGACCCGUUCGGGUUUAGACCACUUGUGAUGGGGAGAAGAAGCAACGGAGCAGUUGUUUUCGCAUCCGAGACUUGCGCAUUGGACCUGAUCGAUGCGAGUUACGAACGAGAAGUGUGCCCCGGGGAGAUUGUGGUCGUGGACAGAGAUGAUGGAGACAGCUCUGUGUUCAUGAUCCCUCACCCUGAGCCGAAACAGUGCGUUUUCGAGCACGGUUACUUCUCGCAGCCCAACUCAAUCGUCUUUGGCCGUUCUGUGUACGAAACCCGCCACAUGUACGGCGAGAUCUUAGCCACGGUGGCACCUGUCGACUGUGAUGUCGUAAUCGCAGUGCCAGACUCGGGGACAGUGGCCGCUCUUGGAUAUGCAGCCAAAGCUGGAGUGCCGUUCCAGAUUGGUCUUCUGAGGUCGCACUAUGCUAAGCGCACGUUUAUAGAGCCGACUCAGAAUAUCCGUGACUUUGCCGUGAAGACAAAGUUAUCUCCUGUCCGAGCAGUUCUUGAAGGGAAGCGUGUGGUGGUGGUGGACGACUCCAUUGUCCGAGGAACCACGAGUAUGAAGAUAGUUCGGCGGCUUAGAGACGCCGGAGCAAAGGAAGUUCAUAUGAGAAUCGCAUUGCCGCCGAUGAUAGCAUCGUGUUACUACGGAGUGGACACCCCGAGGAGCCAAGAGCUGAUCUCUAGUAAGAUGAGCGUUGAGGAGAUCCAGAAGUAUAUUAAUUGCGAUUCCCUUGCGUUUCUACCAUUAAAUAGCUUGAAACAAGUCUAUGGACCGGUCGAGUCACACAGCUAUUGCUACGCCUGCUUUACUAGCAAAUAUCCAUUGACCGCAACAGAGACUGAGGACAAGAUUACCGAGAGAGACUCAACGCUCUCUGAAUUG
This is a messenger RNA of Thlaspi arvense, 1929 nucleotides long. The record is from the annotation of a GenBank genome assembly. Lineage: Eukaryota; Viridiplantae; Streptophyta; Magnoliopsida; Brassicales; Brassicaceae.